This is a messenger RNA of Peromyscus eremicus (cactus mouse), 1242 nucleotides long. RefSeq names its product SRY-box transcription factor 11 (gene Sox11). Gene Ontology annotation, molecular function: RNA polymerase II cis-regulatory region sequence-specific DNA binding; DNA-binding transcription activator activity, RNA polymerase II-specific. The record is from RefSeq and is a predicted model, not a curated record. The transcript has a single exon. NCBI's taxonomy places the organism in Eukaryota, Metazoa, Chordata, Mammalia, Rodentia, Cricetidae. Gene Ontology annotation, biological process: negative regulation of transcription by RNA polymerase II; neuron differentiation; positive regulation of transcription by RNA polymerase II. Bases 10 to 1197 code for a protein of 395 amino acids.
CCGCGGACCAUGGUGCAGCAGGCCGAGAGCUCGGAAGCCGAGAGCAACCUGCCCCGGGACGCGCUGGACACCGAGGAGGGAGAGUUCAUGGCGUGCAGCCCGGUGGCCCUGGACGAGAGCGACCCGGACUGGUGCAAGACGGCGUCGGGCCACAUCAAGCGGCCCAUGAACGCCUUCAUGGUGUGGUCCAAGAUCGAGCGCAGGAAGAUCAUGGAGCAGUCGCCCGACAUGCACAACGCCGAGAUCUCCAAGAGGCUGGGCAAGCGCUGGAAGAUGCUGAAGGACAGCGAGAAGAUCCCGUUCAUCCGGGAGGCGGAGCGCCUGCGCCUCAAGCACAUGGCUGACUACCCCGACUACAAGUACCGGCCGCGCAAAAAGCCCAAGACGGACCCGGCGGCCAAGCCCAGCGCGGGCCAGAGCCCCGACAAGAGCGCGGCGGGCGCCAAGGCGGCCAAGGGCCCCGGCAAGAAGUGCGCCAAGCUGAAGGCGCCGGCGGGCAAGGCGGGCGCGGGCAAGGCGGUGCAGCCUGGCGACUGCGGCGCGGGCAAGGCGGCCAAGUGCGUCUUCCUGGACGACGACGACGACGAAGACGAUGAGGACGACGAGCUGCAGCUGCGGCCCAAGCCGGACGCGGACGACGACGACGACGAGCCCGCGCACUCGCACCUGCUGCCGCCGCCGGCGCAGCAACAGCCCCCGCAGCUGCUCCGGCGCUACAGCGUGGCCAAGGUCCCCGCCAGCCCCACGCUCAGCAGCGCGGCCGAGUCCCCGGAGGGUGCGAGCCUGUAUGACGAGGUGCGCGCGGGCGGCCGGCUCUACUACAGCUUCAAGAACAUCACCAAGCAGCAGCCUCCGCCCGCGCCCCCCGCGCUGUCGCCCGCGUCCUCACGCUGCGUGUCCACCUCCUCCUCCAGCGGCAGCAGCAGCGGCAGCGGCGCCGAGGACGCCGACGACCUCAUGUUCGACCUGAGCUUGAAUUUCUCCCAGGGCGCGCACAGCGCCUGCGAGCAGCCACUGGGCGCGGGCGCGGCGGGGAACCUGUCCCUGUCGCUGGUGGAUAAGGACCUGGAUUCCUUCAGCGAGGGCAGCCUGGGCUCCCACUUCGAGUUCCCCGACUACUGCACGCCGGAGCUGAGCGAGAUGAUCGCGGGGGACUGGCUGGAGGCGAACUUCUCCGACCUGGUGUUCACGUAUUGAGGGGCACCGGGCUCCUCGGGAGGCAUUCGUGGCGGUCAGGAUAAA